Molecule: messenger RNA, 3058 nt
Organism: Drosophila mojavensis
Lineage: Eukaryota; Metazoa; Arthropoda; Insecta; Diptera; Drosophilidae
Gene: Ugt49C1
Product: UDP-glycosyltransferase UGT5
Exons: 6
Coding region: 994-2583 (529 amino acids)
Molecular function (GO): UDP-glycosyltransferase activity
Source: RefSeq, a predicted model, not a curated record
CAGUCGUUUGUGAAUCGCGACGUGAAUCGGUCGAGCGAAAUUUGUAAAAUUGAAUACAAAUUAAACAUUGAGUUGCAUAAAUAUACAAAAGUGAAUAUUAAAAGGCGAACUGUGAACUGUGCUCAAAAGUAAACUUGAAUAUCGAUAGUCGAUUUAACAAAUAAACUUCAAACUGGAUUUUGGAUAAAGCAUAAAUCGGAAUAAAUACAAGUCAUUCUUGGAAGACCAAGAUAGAAAUAUUUACCGGUAGCUCCUAAAUCAUAAUGACAUACAGAGAAAUAGUAAAUGAAUAAAUAGUAAAUAUUCAAAGUAAACAAUGAACAAGCAACUUUAAUACAAAUAUUAAAACUACCUCAGGUUUACAUGGCAAUUGAAGCAAUGCAAACAUUAGCUAAUUAUUACUAAUAUAUAAAGCUAAUAGUGAAGCGACUUUACAGGGAAUACGGAAUGCACUUGCAUUUGCAAACUGCGCACUUACUGAGCUGCAAAUGCAGUCGAGUCGAAAUCCAUUUGCUGUUUUUGCUGCAAUGAAUUUGAAUUGCAAUGAAUGUUUAAUUGAUGUGAAGAGACAGUGAUAAAUGUGAAAUCAACUGAUGAGCUUAACAUAUAUUAGCUGAGCUGAGUUUGUUCGACUGUUAAGCUUAGAUAGCUUGAGAGAUAGAAAGAGAGAGUAAGACAGAGAGAGAGAGAGAGAGAGAGAUGUUGGUGAAGUCGUUUAAACAGGCUUGCUAUAAGUCUCUAAAUUAAAGUAAAUGACAAAUAUAGCUGUAAAUGUUCCUUGCCCAGUUUAAUGCCUAUUGGGUGUCUAUAUAAUAAACAACAAAAGAUAAGGCGCUAAACUGACUUUUCUUUUCGUUGUCGUCAUUCGGAAAGCAAACCGACUGUAAAUAUAUGUGAAAAUCAAUAUGUUAUAAAAUAAAAUAAAAAGUGAGUGCAUCAGGUGAAGAAAAGAAUCCUAUAUAAAUUGUAUAAACUCACAUUGAGUGCAACAAAAUGAAGCUGCAGUCGUUGAGUCUUGUUUUACUGUGCUGCGCGCUGGCUGCACUGCCACAGGCGAGGCCAGCGAACAUUCUGGCUGUGUAUGCCUUCCCAGGCAAAAGCCACUUCAUGAUGCACACGGCGCUGAUAAAGGAGCUCGUGGAGAGCGGACAUAAUGUGACGAUGAUCACGGCCUUUUCGCUGUCCGCUCAGCAGCUCGGCGGCAACUACACGGAGCUGCUCAUCGAACCAGUCUACGACUUUUGGCAUGAUGUGAAGCUUAGCUUUGGCGUGCAGCAUCUGUUCGACCUGACGCAGAUGAAGAACUAUGAUUUCCUCAAGAUGUUGGAGAUUAUUGGACUGAAGACCACGGAGCAUGCGCUACGUCAGCCCAAGGUGCAGGCCUUGAUCAAUGCCCGGCAAACGGAGGGCGUGUUCGAUCUGCUGCUCGCCGAGCAGUUCUACCAGGAGGCCUUCCUGGCGCUGGCCUACAAGUACAACAUACCCAUUGUCACCACCAGCACGCUAGGGUAUGAGAACCAUAUGAGCCAAAUGAUGGGUCUGAUUACGCCGUGGUCCUUUGUGCCGCACGGCUUCAUGCCCUUCACCGACCGCAUGUCCUUCAUGGAGCGAGUGCACAAUACGUACGUCUCGCUCUACGAGGACUUUGAUCGCCUGCUGAGCUACUUUCCCAAAAUGGACGCCAUCACUGAGCGGUACUUUGGUCAAGUUUUGGCUGAAGUGCCCAAGGUCAGGCACAUGGAGACGCAAAUCUCGGUCAUGCUGCUCAACAGUCACGCGCCGCUGACGACGGCACGUCCCACUGUAGACGCCAUGGUGCCAGUGGGCGGCAUGCACAUCUAUCCGCCCAAGCCGCUGCCCGCAGACAUGCAAAGUUUCCUCGAUGCGGCAACAGAUGGCGCCAUCUUCUUUAGCCUGGGCAGCAAUGUGCAGAGCAAAGAGAUGCCCAGAGACAUGCUGCAGCUGUUCCUCAGGGUCUUUGGCUCCAUGAAGCAGCGCAUCCUGUGGAAAUUCGAGGAUGAGUCCAUUGACCAGCUGCCGCCCAACGUCAUGAUACGCAAAUGGCUGCCCCAGGCGGACAUCUUGGCUCACCCCAACGUGAAGGUCUUCAUCACUCACGGCGGCCUCUUUGGCACCCAGGAGGGCGUGCACUACGCCGUGCCCAUGCUGGGCAUGCCCUUCUACUGCGACCAGCAUCUCAACAUGAACAAGGCUGUGCUGGGUGGCUACGGCAUUAGCCUGCACUUCCAGUCCAUCACGGAAGAUCUGCUCCGCGACUCGCUGCUGCAGCUCAUCCACAAUGCCAGCUACGCGGAGAACGUGCAGCGCGUCUCUCGCAUCUUCAGGGAUCGCCCGAUGUCGCCUCGCCGCAGCGCCGUCUACUGGAUCGAGUACGUGAUUCGCCACAAGGGCGCACUUCACAUGCGAUCCGCUGGGCUCGACCUGCGCUGGUAUCAGUUCUAUUUGCUGGAUGUGAUUGCAUUCCUGGGAGUCCUCGCACUGGCCGCCCUCUUCCUGCUCCUGCUGGCCAUACGCCUGCUCCAGGGCAGCGGCAGGAAGCAGAGGAAAGCGAAAACCAAUUAAGUCAAUGAUCCAUUAUAAUUUCUAGCUUUAAUUACUGCUUGGACAGCAGAUUAGUUUUAAUAUAGCUGCAUAUAUAUAUUAUAGUAUAAACUUAUGUAGACACGCUGAUAAGACGAGCGCGUCAGUCAGUCGAUCAUAAAUCACAUCCCUCCCAUUUUCCAUUUGCCAUAAACAUUUUCAAUACCAACAUGAAAAUACCCUGUAAAAAAAAUCUGCACUACUUCUCUUAAUACUUUUAUAAAUUAUCUCUUAAUUCUUUUAUAUUUAAUUCUCUUGAAUUGAUUACAUAUACUAUCGCAAACUAAGUGAGCAGAGUGUGAAAGUACCCUGUAAUCUAUAUUGUUAUAGAAUCUUGUUAUUUUAUGAAACACGAAUUAACCUGUCUAAACAAUUCCUAUUUGAUAAUAUAAUAAGCACUCAACCUGACUUAUAAAUGCCCCGUAAUUGCUUUAUAAUAAAAUUAAAUAAAUAAGUA